UGCUUUGCAUCUUUAUGCCUUAAGUUCCUUUUAACUUUUUUAGAUUGCAAGCGAAUGGCAAAAUGUUAGCAAUGAAUCAUUCAACUACAGUACCAGCACUUUUGUCCGAGGACAAAGCGCUUAUGAGCAAGCGUUGUGAACGCAUCCCGAACUUGGUUUUAAAGAUAGGGGCAUUAUGCAAAGAUCUAUGUGCGUCGAUUAAGAAUGAAGCAGAGGGAAACCUACGUUGGCUGGAAACUAUUAAGCAGCAGGCUAUAGACAUCCAAAACAGUAUAAAAGAAGAAUUAAAGGUUGAGAACGAUACAUUUCUUACAGCUACCGGAAAUGAAGGACUAAUCUCUAAUAAAGAGGUUACGGAUUUGACCUCAAGUAAAGUGCAAAAUAAAGGCUUUCAAGAGUCUGAUUGUCGUACUUCACCUCAACCUCUUGAAGAUGAAAGAUUAUCUACAACUGCACUAAGACCCGCUAUAAGCAACUCCCCCGCCGCUGGCGCUAUUUUUGAUAAUAAAAGAACUGCCAUAGAAGUUGAAAAAUCUUGUAAAAAGGAACAAAGUAAAAUUUGCAGAAGCACUAGAGUACCUAAACCUGGUGUUGGCCCUUUAAAUAAUGUUCAAAAAGUUUACAACGCGAAUGCUGUUUCCUCACGAGAAGUAGUGGACAAAGUGAAAAAGACUACACUUUACAGGAAUAACCUAACUUCUCUCAAACGACUGAAAGCUACUCAAAUAGCGCAGAAGAAGGCGCGGGAGGUCGAUUUAGAAGCUCCUCGCACCGCAAGAAAUAAACAUGAGAGAGUCCAAUCUAAAUUGUAUAAGGGAAGGGAGAGACAACCUCAUCAAACUAGUAAAAACUCAACACUUCCUGGGAGUGAGUUUGCCGUUCGUGUUAAAGAAAAUAUUCAGCCGUCUUUUUUGACAGAACUGCCUAUGGAGAAGGGGGAGGGUGCUUUAGGAGAACCGUCCUCCACGAGCAACUCGGAAGGACGGCUUGGAUGCACGGCCCGAGAAGAGCCACCAGUUAGCGUUGAGACGCCGUUAUCGUCUGUACCCACCCCCCCGCCUCCGGAAAGCUUUCAUCCGCCAUCGAAAAGGGGCGAAUCUCCGCUCAUUUCGUGCAUCCAUGAGCCACGUGGUGACAUCGGCCGGGCCUCCCUUCUGAGGGAGAUCGACGGGGCGAAGAAAAGGGCACGCAUUAGUGAGAACAAUGCUUCGUAUGAUGAAAUAGAAGUUCUUUUGGAUAAGGCCAAACAAAGCCAACUGGAAAUUAAAGAAAAGUUAACUGCCCUCACCUCCUCGGCUAACGAGGAAAUCCUUAUUUUGCGCCAAUCGUCUUAAUUUAGCGCUCAUUAAAAAUUUAAUAGUCUUUAGGAACCGGAAAAGUAGUAAAUACGCCCCUAUCGAGACCGCGUUCGUCACAAACUUAUAAUAUCUCUGAUCUUUUAAGCGAUGACGACUCCUCCGAUGAUGAGUUCUACAACGGCAAAAAAAUUCCCGAGUGGGCCGAAGGUAAUAAUCUCAGGCAAGCUCUCUACGAGCAGUUUAAGCAGAAUAUCAACCCUCGAGAAAUAUUUUCAAGAAUUCAAACCCCCGAUCUCGAUGCCAUAUUUGCGAACAAAAAGCCGAGGUUUAAACUUCGAUCGAGUUCUGCUUGUUGGACACAUACCCCCCUCAGUUUUCGGAAAAAGAACUUUUAACUUUAAAAUAUUGCACAGCAGC
This is a messenger RNA of Zophobas morio, 1715 nucleotides long. RefSeq lists its product as uncharacterized. NCBI's taxonomy places the organism in Eukaryota, Metazoa, Arthropoda, Insecta, Coleoptera, Tenebrionidae. The transcript has 10 exons. The record is from RefSeq and is a predicted model, not a curated record. Bases 63 to 1334 code for a protein of 423 amino acids.